Messenger RNA from Lodderomyces jiufengensis, 2790 nucleotides. RefSeq names its product serine/threonine protein kinase (gene ATG1). The transcript has a single exon. The record is from RefSeq and is a predicted model, not a curated record. Gene Ontology annotation, cellular component: autophagosome; cytoplasm. Gene Ontology annotation, molecular function: ATP binding; protein serine/threonine kinase activity. Gene Ontology annotation, biological process: autophagy; autophagosome organization; peptidyl-serine phosphorylation. Lineage: Eukaryota; Fungi; Ascomycota; Pichiomycetes; Serinales; Debaryomycetaceae. Bases 1 to 2790 code for a protein of 929 amino acids.
AUGGAAGAUAAUAAUAGAAAGGAUUAUAUAAAUAGAAUUAAUAAUAUAACAAUAUCGUCUCAACAACAACAACAAUUAACAAAAGAAGAAUUAAAACAACAACAGCCACAAUAUCAUUAUCAAAAGAAUCAACCAGUACUACAUAAUCAAAGAAAUAAUAAUGAUAAUAAUAAAAUAUCUUCACCAACUUCAACUACAACUACAGAAUCAAUAUCGAGUAAUAUGAGUUAUAAUACUAAUUCAUCUUCCAAAAGAUUAGAAACUAUUGGUAAUUAUACUAUUGGACCAGAAAUUGGUAAAGGUUCAUUUGCAAUAGUUUAUAAAGGUAAUGAUAUUAAAACUAAUAAAUCAGUUGCUAUUAAAUCAGUUUAUAGAUCAAAAUUAAAAUCAAAAAAAUUAAUUGAAAAUUUAGAAAUUGAAAUACUGAUUUUAAAAACUAUGAAACAUCCUCAUAUUGUUGGAUUAUUAGAUUAUAAACAAACUCCUGCUCAUUUUCAUUUAAUAAUGGAUUAUUGUUCAAUGGGAGAUUUAUCUUAUUUUAUUAGAAAAAGAAAUCAAUUAAUUAAAACUCAUCCUAUAAUAUCAAGUUUAUUAGAUAGAUAUCCUUCUCCACAAGGAUCUCAUGGUUUAAAUGAAGUUUUAGUUCUACAUUUUUUAAAACAAUUAUCAUCAGCUUUAUUAUUUUUAAGAGAGAAAAGUUUAGUUCAUAGAGAUAUUAAACCUCAAAAUUUAUUGUUAUGUCCUCCAUUACAUUCAAAAAGGGAAUUUUUAAAUUCAAAUUAUAAAGGAAUGUGGGAAUUACCAAUUUUAAAAAUUGCUGAUUUUGGUUUUGCAAGAUUUUUACCAUCAACUUCAAUGGCUGAAACUUUAUGUGGUUCUCCAUUAUAUAUGGCACCAGAAAUAUUGAGAUAUGAAAAAUAUAAUGCAAAAGCUGAUUUAUGGUCUGUUGGUGCUGUAUUAUAUGAAAUGACUGUUGGUAAACCACCUUUUAAAGCUGGGAAUCAUAUUGAAUUAUUAAAAAAUAUUGAAAAGGCAAAUGAUGUAAUUAAAUUCCCCAUGGCUGCUCAAGUUCCUGAAUCAUUAAAACAAUUAAUUAGAUCUUUAUUGAAAUAUAAUCCAACUGAACGUAUAUCAUUUCAAGAAUUUUUUAAUGAUAAUUUAAUUACUUGUGAUUUAGAAGAUACUGAUAAACCUUUGGAGACUUCGGAAAUUGAUGAAAAUUUAUUUAUUAGUGAAUAUAUAAGUCCUAUUAAAAAUAAUGAAAGAUCACAAUUAUUAAAAAUGACACCAGUUAAUGAAGAAACAAUGGAGCAAGAAAUUAUAAAAACAAAUACACCAAUAAUACCCGAAGAAAAUUUAAAAAAAAGUAGUAGAGAUGAAGAAAUUAAAAACCUUAUUAACAAGAAUAGUCCAGAUCCUGAAAAUUUAACCCAUUCAAUAAAUAAUAAAUCUCCAAUUUUUAAACUGAAAAAAGAUGAUGUAAUAUUAGAAAAAGAUUAUGUUGUUGUUGAAAAAAGAGCUAUAGAAGUUAAUGCAAUUGCUGAUGAAUUAGCUCAUGCAGGAAGUGGAGCUGUUGCAAUAUCUGAUCCUCGUAAUAAACAUUCAUCUUCACAAAAUUAUUUUAAUCAAAAUCAUCAUCAACAACAGCAAAAUAUUCAACAUCAUCAACAACAAUCACAACAACAACAACAACAAAACUCGCUACUGAAUCAAAAGCCAAGAAGAAAUUCAACUAAUAGACGUCCAAGUUUUACUGAUAGAAGAAUAUCAAUAUCAAUAUCUCCAACUAAUGCUUUGAGUAAAGCUAUUGGAUUAGCAUCACAUAGAUUAUUUGGAAAUACUCAAUCAACAAAUAAUAUCCCCAUUACAUCAACAGCAAAUGCAUCAACUUCAGAAUUAAAUCAAUCAUUUUCAAGUAUAAUAUCAAGUCCCAAUUUUGCAAAUAAUACGUUAUUACAAAAAUUAAAUUUACCAAUAAUUCCAGAUCCUUCAGAAUCAGAUCAAUCUUUUGGAGAUAAACAAAUAUCACCAGAUGAAAUAUUAUUAACUAAAUUAGAAACUAUUGCAACAAAAGCUCAUGCAGUUAAUUUAUUUGCUGAUGUUAAAUUUUCUCAAUUAAUACCAAGUCCACCAUCUUCAGAUGAUACAAAAGCUGAAUUUAUGAAUUUAAAUGAUGUUUUGCCUCCCAAAAUUAUAAAAAGUAUAAGUGAAGAAGGUGUAGUAUUAUAUGUUAAAGCUUUAAGUUUAUUAGCUAAAGGUAUGGCAUUAGCUAGUGAAUGGUGGUAUGAUCAAUUUGAUUCAAAUUUAAAUGAAAAUAGAUUAAAACCUGAUGUUUCAAUAACUUCAAAAAUUAAUCAAUUAGUUCAAUGGAUAAGAGAAAAAUUUAAUGAAUGUUUAGAAAAAGCAGAAUUUGUUAAAUUAAGAUUACAAGAAUCUAAAUUAGCUUUGAAUAAUUUAGUAAUUGAAGAAGAAGAAGAAAAUAAUAGUGGGGUUAUUGAUAAAUCAAGUACAAAAAUAGUAGCAGAAAAAUUAUUAUUUGAUAGAGCUUUAGAAAUGUCAAGAAAUGCAGCAGUAAACGAGUUGGUGAAAGAAGAUUUACAUGGUUGUGAAUUAUCAUAUAGUACUGCUAUAUGGAUGUUAGAAGCUGUUUUAGAUGAAGAUGAAAUUGAUUCCACUACCACAACAAAUGAAAAAAAAUUAGAUGAUGAUGAUAGAAUAAUGGUUGAAAAAUUUAUUGUAAGUAUUGGGAAUAGAUUAUCUGUUUUAAAAAAAAAAAUUGAACUUUUGUAA